GGCAGCGACGUGCCCCAGCUCGAUCAAAAAAGAUGGCCGCAGCGCUCGCUGUCGCCACCGUCGCGCUACUGUGCCUCACCGUCGUCCCCAGCCACGCCGCGCUGCAGGUCGGCUUCUACAGUGGAAAGUGCAACGGCACCGACGUCGAGGCCACCAUCAAAAGCAUCGUCGCCGCCCGUUUCGCUCGGGACCGCUCCAUCGUCCCCGCCCUCCUCCGCCUGCAGUUCCAUGACUGCUUCGUCAGGGGAUGCGACGCAUCGAUACUGUUGGAUGGGAGUGGAACCGAGAAGACGGCACGCCCCAACCUAAGCGUGAGAGGGUACGACCUCAUCGACCAGGCCAAGGCAGCACUGGAAAGCAAAUGCGCCGGCGUUGUUUCCUGCGCUGAUAUCAUCGUCGUCGCAACGAGGGAUGCUGUCGUGCUGGGAGGUGGGACGCAGUAUACGUAUGCGGUUCCGACAGGGAGGAGGGAUGGCAACAUCUCGCUUGCGUCUGAUGCCACCAGAAAUCUGCCUGGGGAUUCCUUCUCGGCCUCCCAAGCGAUUACGGCGUUCCGGGCGAAAGGGCUCAGCGCUUCGGACAUGGUGUUACUUCUAGGAGGACAUACCGUUGGGCUCACGCACUGCUCCUUCAUCCUUAAUCGGCUCUACAACUACAAUGGGUCGGGGAAACCAGACCCGGCCAUGGAUCCCGCGUUUGUGGCCAUGCUGAAGUCGAGGUGCCCGCAGACGUCGACGGUUGACAACACUGUCCUCCUCGACCACGGCACUCCCACCACCGUGGACAACAGCUACUACAAGCAGCUCCUGGCGAGAAGGGGCGUGCUCAAAGUGGAUCAGAACAUAGCGUCGGACGCGGCGACCAACGCCACGGUGAGGGUGCUGGCCGGCGGCAGCUCGAGCUUCCCGGCGCUGUUCGGGGGUGCCAUGGUGAGGAUGGGCGGCAUCCAGGUGCUCACUGGGACGCAAGGCCAGAUCCGGAAGUCGUGCAGGGUCGUCAAGAAAUGAGGCUGAAGCCUCCGGUCGCUGAUGUCGUCUCCUUUGGUUUGGGAGUUCCUUUUGUCAUUUGAACUUUGGUUGGUUUCUGUGUUUGUUUGUUUGUUGGGAUAAAUAAAUAAAUAACAGAGU
This is a messenger RNA of Musa acuminata AAA Group (dessert banana), 1127 nucleotides long. Its product is annotated as peroxidase 60-like. The record is from RefSeq and is a predicted model, not a curated record. Gene Ontology annotation, molecular function: peroxidase activity; heme binding. Gene Ontology annotation, cellular component: plasmodesma; plant-type cell wall. The transcript is spliced from 4 exons. Lineage: Eukaryota; Viridiplantae; Streptophyta; Magnoliopsida; Zingiberales; Musaceae. Gene Ontology annotation, biological process: hydrogen peroxide catabolic process; response to oxidative stress. Bases 33 to 1007 code for a protein of 324 amino acids.